Molecule: messenger RNA, 1067 nt
Organism: Populus trichocarpa (black cottonwood)
Lineage: Eukaryota; Viridiplantae; Streptophyta; Magnoliopsida; Malpighiales; Salicaceae
Product: expansin-like B1
Exons: 4
Coding region: 85-861 (258 amino acids)
Biological process (GO): sexual reproduction
Cellular component (GO): extracellular region
Source: RefSeq, a predicted model, not a curated record
CUUUCUCAUCCAUUUUCUUAUUUCUCUUAUUAUACUCUCUCUCAACUAGUUACCUUUACUUGAUUAUACAAGUGUGGCAGUGUGAUGAUAAUUAUGGGGUUUGCGCUUAAAUAUGGUUAUUCCAUUCUUUGUGUCGUGGCAGUGGCACUACUGCCUGCAAUAAGUCACUCCCAAGACUACACAUGCUCAAGAGCAACUUAUUUUGGGAGCCCUGAUUGCUUAGGGACCCCAAGUAAGUAUAAAUCUGGAGCUUGCGGGUUUGGAGGAUAUGGAAGGACGGUCAAUGACGCUAAUGUAGCUGGUGUUUCAAGACUCUUCAAGAAUGGUACUGGCUGUGGUGGUUGCUAUCAGGUGAGAUGCAAAGCUUCAAACCUUUGCUCUGAUGAUGGGGUGAACGUAGUGGUUACUGACUAUGGUGAAGGAGACAAAACUGACUUCAUCCUCAGCACACGUGCAUACGCAAGAAUGGCACGUCCAAACAUGGCCCUAGAGCUGUUCGCAUAUGGUGUUGUUGAUGUAGAAUUCAGGAGGAUCCCUUGCCGCUACAAUGGUUAUAAUCUCAUGUUCAAGGUCCAUGAACACAGCAGGUUUCCUGAGUACUUGGCCAUAGUUCUUCUGUACCAAGCUGGCCAAAAUGAGAUUUUGGCUGUGGAAUUACGGCAGGAGGAUUGCAAGGAAUGGAGAGGCAUGAGAAGAGCCUAUGGGGCAGUGUGGGAUAUACCUAAUCCACCAAAGGGUGCCAUUAGCUUGAAGCUCCAGGUCUGUGGCAGCGCAGGGGUGACAUGGGUCCAAGCAGAUAAUGUUUUACCAAGUGAUUGGAAGGCUGGGGUUGCUUAUGACUCUGCCAUUCAGCUUCCUUGAAGAUUGAAGGACUAAGUCAUUAGUUUGCAGCUAGUCGGACAUAAAGAAGCCGCUAGUUUGUUGUUUAAUUUCUGCUUAGUUUGUUUGCCUUCGGUUAUUAUGUAUUUUGUAAUCCAGCAAUUUCUCUUUGCUGUGAACAAUAAAAAUUGGGUUUCUGUACUUCGUAUUGGUAAGGAUAUAUAUCCGUUUAUUGGGAUCUUCUGAUA